CACCGUCCGUCCGAUGGCCCAACCCGCAGCGGACUCAUCGUAACGGCCAGAUUCAGACGCCGAUUUACCACCACGAUCGUGGUGUCAGUCUUUCGACCGUCGGACGCUUGAAACCGACGAGACAUCUCGAAUCAGUGACAGACCAGCGACGACUGCCAUGAAGCCCGACCAGCAUCGCAGACACCACCGCCACCAGCACCAACUGCACCGCCGCGGUCGGUGUCGCGGGCCACCAUUGGUCGCGGCCGUGGCGCUGUGGGCCGCGGUGGCCUGCGUCACGGUGCCCACGGCCUCGCCGUCUCCGGCCACCGGUGACAUGAGCCUGUUGACCAUGCAGCGCAUCAAGUCUUACGUGGACGACACGUGUACGUUGGACCCGCACUGCCAGUGGACGUGGGACUCUCUGCCAAACGGGCUGCGGAACGUGACCGCGGAUGAAGCCGCGACUGCGGUGCCGGAAGACUACCUGUUCCCGCCGGGCGACGACUCUGAGAAACCAGGACAAAGAG
This is a messenger RNA of Myzus persicae (green peach aphid), 509 nucleotides long. RefSeq lists its product as uncharacterized. NCBI's taxonomy places the organism in Eukaryota, Metazoa, Arthropoda, Insecta, Hemiptera, Aphididae. The transcript has 2 exons. The record is from RefSeq and is a predicted model, not a curated record. The annotation marks the transcript as partial.